UAACUAUGCCCUCUUUACGAUCAUGACUUUAUGAUUUGAAGUCCAAGCCGUCGUCUUCCGUAGGCGCUGGUCGAUUCAGAGGUGGAAAUCUUCGAACACCCGGCCUGCUUUUGCCACCAUUUCCAGUCUUCGCCUUCCAAGAUCCAUGUCUCGACAUCAUCAUCUUGAGCUCUGAUCACCUGUCACUCUACAAUCUAAUCGCGAAGUCGUGAUUUGCAUCCACAUGGCCACCAAAUCUAGACCGAUGUCGACGCAGUCGCUCAUGACCGUGCCAGAGUCGCUGGUCGAUACGGGUCCCGACGAGUCCACGCCCUCAAGUCCAACACGAACGAGCGGAAGAGUCGAGACUAUUUCCAAGAGACACACCAAAGGACUUUCACUGAACUUCCCCAUUCUCCUGCCUACAAAUGCUCAAGUAUCUCCAUCACCCACCGCUGGUUCAAGCAUCCUUGCGAGCCCCAUCGACUCUGCUAGAUCAUCUCCUCGUCCUCGGGCAGCGCCGUUCAAGAGCCCGGACUUACAGGAAAAUGUGCGGGACGUCAAUAAAAGAGGAAGCACAGACUUCCUGACACUGCUUGCCGCCCAGGAAAGAAGGGUUCUGGAGUUGAAAGAGGAGUUGCAAAGGGCAGAGACAGACCUUCUUGGGCUAAAGAAACAAUGGGCUGCGUACGAAGCUACUAAGAAGAGGGACGAGGUGAAACAUGUCAAAAAGUUACAGCCGCUUGCUCUGAAUGAUGUAGGAGCGCGAGAACCCUCCGAAGAUGAAGUUGAUGAAGAACGCAGACGGAAGCGCGCCAUCGUAGAGAGGCAUCAACUCGUUUCCCCAUCUUAUGGUGGCACUCCGACCACUGGUCUGACGAGAAAGGGUUCUAAGAGAGUCUUUGAGGGCGGUCGACAUACUCGAACGUUGAGUCUUCUUAGUCCGACAUCCAGCAAGCCGAACCAGGCCAGGACCAUAAUGUCGCCCGAUGAGAUGACCAGCUUCCGCACCGACGCAGCCGCAGCCACUACCGAUGCCCACGCGGUCCAACCAUCACUGUCAAGGAUGUCAACCCUAGAUAGUUUGAUUGCCGGCGAACCUCUACAGCUUGGAUUCGGCAAGACAUAUAAAGAGCUAGCAGCCCAUCGCCGCUCAGUGCCAUCUGCGGACGUCCUUGUCAAGCAAGGCAAGCAGGUGUAUGAUGGAGUACGCGAUGGACUGUGGACAUUCCUUGAAGAUAUCAGACAAGCUACCGUGGGAGAAGAAGGCAUCAAUGGGACGGUUGCGCAGCAGCGGCCUGUCAGACCACAUCAAAAGCGAGCCGGUAAGGAUGCCACGACUACUGAAUCUCGAAAGACGGCGCCAAAGGAGCCAUCAUUCUGGAGAGAAUUUGGCCUAGACACCCCACAAAGACCGAUGUCGAAUUCGGUGGCCAAAUCAGAUAAAUCAAGUGGUCAUAUACAGCAGAAGAGCAGCACAGAUUCAUCUAAUCCACCCAGUCUUCUCCCAGACUCCAAUGAUCAUGAAGACGAAAUGGACGAUGCCUGGGAUGCAUGGGAUUCACCAGUCAGCGUUCGGGACAAGGCUCGUGUUUCGGUUGGGAAGAAAACUGAAGACGGAUUGCCGUGGCCGGAAAUCGAGAAACUAACUCCAAGUAAACUGACCAGAACUGUCAGUGACUUGAUGAGAGAAUGGGACACGAGUCACGACGAUACAGCCACUGCCACUGGCACCUCGGAUUCCGGGAUGCGAGGUGCCAGAAGUACCAUACUCGACAGCCCGCACAUAUAAUUCAACUAUAGCAGAUAUACAUAUAUGAUGGGUAAGGACGGUAAUGAGUUGAUGUGUAAAUUCCGAAA
This is a messenger RNA of Exophiala oligosperma, 1839 nucleotides long. RefSeq lists its product as uncharacterized. The record is from RefSeq and is a predicted model, not a curated record. The transcript has a single exon. The coding region runs from base 224 to 1771 and encodes 515 amino acids. NCBI's taxonomy places the organism in Eukaryota, Fungi, Ascomycota, Eurotiomycetes, Chaetothyriales, Herpotrichiellaceae.